AUGAUAUGCGAAACACAGCCGUAUAUUGCUACGUGGUGUCCUGUGUGCGACAAACGAUUAAGCGAUAAAGAAAGAGACACGUACGGACUCCUCAAGCAUAUUCGUAAAUCUCAUCCCAAACAAUGUAAACAAUAUUUGUGUCAGGAAGAAGAGCCAAGGAAAACAUCCAAACAAAUAGUUUCAAUGUAUUCGCAGAAAAAAGAAUGCAGUUCAAGGAAAAACGAACCAAGAAAAGUCUAUGCCACGCGUGUGGACACAUGGAAGUCACACAACGAGAAAAAGGUUUGUCCUCGAUGUCGAAGAGAAGCAGUGCCAACACUUCAUGCUCGAGGAGACAAAUUAACGACAUCACAUAUUGGAGCGCUGUGCCUUUUAGGAUGCUGGCCACUCUGCUUCGUACCAUUGAUGAUGAAGCGUGCUAAGAAGUUCCGUAUGAUCUGUCCUCUGUGUGGAUACAUGUACGGCAGCUUUCAAUACAAAAAUACCGGAUUAGCGCCAUGUAAAGCAGACUCCGAAGACUCCCAAACACGACUCUCAUCUCCACCAAGUUUUCGCUUAUACGUAAGAAGACAAGACUGUAAAAAUUGA
Molecule: messenger RNA, 588 nt
Organism: Habropoda laboriosa
Lineage: Eukaryota; Metazoa; Arthropoda; Insecta; Hymenoptera; Apidae
Exons: 5
Coding region: 1-588 (195 amino acids)
Source: RefSeq, a predicted model, not a curated record